This is a messenger RNA of Catharus ustulatus (Swainson's thrush), 6331 nucleotides long. RefSeq names its product neuron navigator 1 (gene NAV1). The record is from RefSeq and is a predicted model, not a curated record. Bases 65 to 6301 code for a protein of 2078 amino acids. The transcript is spliced from 32 exons. Gene Ontology annotation, biological process: nervous system development; neurogenesis; microtubule bundle formation. Lineage: Eukaryota; Metazoa; Chordata; Aves; Passeriformes; Turdidae. Gene Ontology annotation, molecular function: ATP hydrolysis activity. Gene Ontology annotation, cellular component: axon initial segment; microtubule cytoskeleton.
GCUGCCCGCGGGGCCGCGCGGGACGGGGCGCAGCGAGCGCCUUGCCAGCAGCUGCCUCGCCAGGAUGAAGGGGACAGCCAAUGUCAACUCCACUGGCUGCAGCCACUACCAGUCUGCCAUCCCAACGCCCCGUGCCAUGGCCCAUGGCAAACUGCACACCACAGCCCCCCUGAGCACCCCAGGGUCCCCUGUCCUCUACAGAGCUCUGUCCCCUCAGCCAGGGAAGAUGCCAGCCCCCAGUCCCAAGACUCUCAAGCCCAAAGCCAUUGGAAAAGCUGCUGGCCAUGAGCCGGCCAAGGGCAGGGAGGGAAGCCCCAGUGUCCCCACUCAUGGCGGGCAGAAAGCCCUGUCAAGACCCUUGGUGUCCCCUGGGAAAUUGCCAGAGGCAGCAGACAGUGGCAGAAGAGGGGUAGGCAGGGUGGGGGAGCCCACUGAGUUGCACAACAUUCCCCUAGCACAGGGCAGGGGGCGGCUGGGAGGGUCCCCUGGGAAGGGCAGCAGAACAGCCACAGCAGGGACAGGGGAUGAGUCUCAUGGUAGCUUACAGGGGAGAGGCCCUGUAUUUGGGUCAGGGGCCAUCAUUUUCUCCUCAGGGCCCCCACACAGCCGCCCCAUCACUGCCACUGUGGCACCCUUCCAGUACCGGCUGCAGGAGAACCAGGAGCAUGAGAGGGCCACAUCCCCAGAUGAUGAGUGCUCUGGUCCUGAGAAGGGAUCUGACCCGGACCCCAAGCCCAGAGGCCUGACAACAGCACCAGUGCCCGGCGGGUUAAAUGGUUGCAGCGCGGGGAUGCUGGGGAGCAACCUCAAGAGCCUUCCCGACGUGGAGCUGGGCGAGGAGGAGCGCGGCUUUCGGCGGGGCCCCGACGGCAGCACCGUGAUGCCGAAGCGGGCGAAGGCGGCGGCGGCGGCCGCGGGGCCGCGGGGCGCGGAGCUCCGCGUCUUCAAGGCGAGCAGCGCGGACGGGCGGCUGCCGGCCGGCUCCAACCUGCGAAAGCAGAAGUCACUCACCAACCUCGCCUUCCUCACCGACGCCGAGAAGAAGCGGCAGCUCUAUGAGCCUCGCUGGAGCGACGACAUGGCCAAGGCGGCAGCGCCGGGGACGGCGGCGGCGGGGGGCGGCGGGCGCGGCGGCCCCCGCGGGCGGGACGCGCCCGCCAUGUCGCGGAGCCUGUCCCGCUCCGAGCACUCGCUGCUGUCGCCGCGCCCCGCCGGCCCCGCCAAGCCGCCGCCCGCAGGGAGGCCGAGCCGCAUCCCCCGCGGCCCCUACGCCGAGGUGAAGCCCCUCAGCAAGGCCCCCGAGGCGGGCGGCGGCAGCAAGUGCGACGACGAGCUGCUGGGAGGGAAGGGGCCGGCGGUGGCGGCUGGCACCGAGGAGAAGCCGUACUUGAAGGUGGACCCCGAGCUGGUGGUGACGGUGCUGGGCGACCUGGAGCAGCUCCUCUUCAGUCAAAUGCUGGACCCUGAGUCCCAGAGGAAGAGGACAGUGCAGAAUGUACUGGACCUACGUCAGAACCUGGAGGAGACCAUGUCCAGCCUAAGGGGCUCUCAAGUAUCUCACAGCUCCCUUGAGAUGACCUGCUAUGACAGUGAUGAAGCCAACCCACGGAGCGUCUCCAGCCUCUCCAACCGUUCGUCCCCUCUGUCCUGGCGCUACGGGCAGUCCAGCCCACGCCUGCAGGCCGGGGACGCGCCAUCGGUUGGGGGGACCUGCCGCUCCGAGGGCACCCCGAGCUGGUACAUGCAUGGGGAGCGAGCGCACUACUCGCACACCAUGCCCAUGCGCAGCCCCAGCAAGCUGAGCCACAUCUCCCGCCUGGAGCUGGUCGAGGCACUGGACACCGAUGACGUGGAGCUGAAGUCGGGGUACAUGAGUGACAGUGAUCUGAUGGGGAAGACGCUGACGGAGGAUGAUGACAUCACCACGGGCUGGGAUGAGAGCAGCUCCAUCAGCAGUGGCCUCAGCGAUGCCUCCGACAACCUCAGCUCGGAGGAGUUCAAUGCCAGCUCCUCGCUCAACUCCCUGCCCUCCACCCCCACCGCCUCGCGCAGGAACUCGGCCAUAGCGCUGCGCACAGACUCGGAGAAGCGCUCACUGGCGGAGAGCGGACUGAGCUGGUACGGUGAGGGUGACGAGAAGGCACCCAAGAAGCUUGACUACGAUAGCAGCAGCCUCAAGAUGGAGCAUGGCUCCUCCAAGUGGCGGCGGGAGCCCUCAGAGGGCGGUGAGGAGGGCCCCAAGGGUGGUGAGCUGAAGAAGCCUGUCAGCCUAGGCACCCCAGGCUCCCUCAAGAAGGGCAAGACUCCUCCAGUGGCUGUGACCUCCCCCAUCACCCACACGGCUCAGAGCACUCUCAAAGUGGCAGGCAAGCCAGAGACCAAAGUCACCGACAAGAGCAAGCUCUCAGUGAAGAACACGGGCUUGCAGCGCUCCUCCUCUGAUGCCGGCCGCGACCGCACCACUGACGCCAAGAAGCCGCCGUCAGGGCUUGCACGCCCCUCAUCCUCCAGCUCCUUUGGCUACAAGAAACCAGCUCCUGCCACUGGCACAGCCACUGUCAUGCAGGCUGGGGGCUCGGCCACGCUUGGCAAGAUCCAGAAGAGCUCUGGCAUUCCUGUUAAGCCAGUCAGUGGGAGGAAAACAAGCCUCGAUGUUUCCAACGCACCUGAGCCUGGCUUCCUGGCACCAGGGGCUCGCUCCAACAUCCAGUACCGCAGCCUGCCCCGGCCGGCCAAGUCCAGCUCCAUGAGUGUGACUGGGGGCCGCAGUGCAGCCCGGCCAGUCAGCAGCAGCAUUGACCCCAGCAUGCUGAGCACCAAGCAGGGUGGCAUCUCAGUGUCACGGCUCAAGGAGCCAUCCAAAGUUGGCACUGGCCGUGGCACACCAGCCCCUGUGAACCAGACAGACCGUGAGAAGGAGAAGGCCAAGGCCAAGGCGGUGGCACUUGACUCUGAGUGCAGCACCCUGAAGAGUGCCAGCUCACCUGAGAGCACCCCAAAAGCCCAGGCCAACCUCCCACCAGCAGCCAAGGUGGCUGAGCUGCCCCCUACACCUCUCAGAGCGGCUGCCAAGACCUAUGUGAAACCUCCAUCGCUGGCCAACUUGGACAAGGUCAACUCCAACAGCCUCGACUUGCCCUCCUCCAGUGAGCUGCACACCCCUCAUACUGCCAAGCUCCAGGACUUGCACCCCGCUGGCGGGCACCUUGCGCCCUGCUUCAGCCCCAGCCCUGCCCCCAUCCUCAACAUCAACUCGGCGAGUUUCUCCCAGGGCCUGGAGCUCAUGGGUGGCUUCAGUGUCCCCAAGGAGGGCAGGAUGUAUCCCAAGCUCUCUGGCCUUCACCGCAGCAUGGAAUCCCUACAGAUGCCCAUGAGCCUGCCCAGUGCCUUUUCAGGGGGCAGCACCACCACCCCUGCCCCUACUGCUGCACCCCCUGCCAGCACAGAGGAGGAAGAGGAAGAAGAAGAGACAGGAGAGCUGGGCUGGAGUGGGAGCCCCCGGCUCACGCAUCUGGACAGUGCCAACCGUGACAGGAACACGCUGCCCAAGAAGGGAUUGAGGUACCAGCUCCACUCCCAGGAGGAGGCCAAGGAGCGACGCCACUCACAUGCAGUCAGUGGGCUCCCCGAGUCGGAUGAGCAGCAGGAGCUGCCCUCGCCCACUGCCCUCCCCAUGGCGCUGGUCGGGAAAGGUCCGCUCACCAGCAUUGUGAGCCCCACUGCCACCACAGCCCCGCGGAUCACCCGCUCCAACAGCAUCCCCACCCAUGACUCCACCUUCGAGCUAUACAGCACCUCCCAGAUGGGCAGCACCCUGUCCCUGGCCGACAAGCCCAAGGGCAUGAUCCGCUCGGGCUCUUUCCGGGACCCUGUGGAUGAUGUUCAUGGAUCAGUGCUGUCCCUGGCCUCCAGCGCGUCCUCCACCUACUCCUCUGCUGAGGAGAAGAUGCAGUCUGAGCAAAUCCGCAAGCUGCGCCGCGAGCUGGAGUCCUCGCAGGAGAAGGUGGCCACGCUGACGUCCCAGCUGUCUGCUAACGCCAACCUGGUGGCGGCCUUUGAGCAGAGCCUGGUGAGCAUGACAUCCCGUCUGCGGCACCUGGCUGAGACCGCUGAGGAGAAGGACACAGAGCUGCUGGACCUACGAGAGACAAUUGACUUCCUGAAGAAGAAGAACUCAGAGGCCCAGGCUGUGAUCCAGGGUGCUCUAAAUGGCACUGAUGUCACCCCCAAAGAGCUGCGCAUCAAGCGGCAGAACUCCUCUGACAGCAUCUCCAGCCUCAACAGCAUCACCAGCCACUCCAGCAUUGGCAGCAGCAAGGAUGCUGAUGCCAAGAAGAAGAAGAAGAAGAGCUGGGUGUACGAGCUACGCAGCUCCUUUAAUAAGGCCUUCAGCAUCAAGAAGGGCCCCAAAUCAGCCUCAUCCUACUCGGACAUUGAGGAGAUCGCCACGCCAGACUCAUCAGCCCCCUCCUCCCCCAAGCUACAGCAUGGCUCCACAGAGACUGCCUCACCCUCCAUCAAGUCCUCCACAUCCUCCUCUGUGGGCAUCGACACAACUGAGCUCUUCCAGGCCCACAGCGAGGGUGAGCCCGAGAAGAAGGAGGUGUCAGAACUGCGGUCAGAGCUGUGGGAGAAGGAGAUGAAGCUGACAGACAUCCGCCUGGAGGCCCUCAACUCAGCCCACCAGCUGGAGCAGCUGCGGGAGACAAUGCACAACAUGCAGCUGGAGGUGGAUCUCCUGAAGGCUGAGAAUGAUCGUCUCAAGGUGGCCCCAGGGCCUUCAGCAGUGCCAGGUUCUGUUCCCAGCCAUAUCACGAGCACAUCGGCCUCCUCUUCACCACGGCGCUCCUUGGGUCUCACCCUUGGCCAUGCCUUCAGCCCCAGCCUGGGGGAUGCAGACAUGUCCCCCAUGGAUGCUGUCAGCGCUGGCACCCAGAAGGAUGAGCUGACGCUGCGGAUUGUGGUGCGCAUGCCGCCCCAGCACAUCAUCAAGGGGGACCUCAAGCAGCAGGAGUUUUUCUUGGGCUGGACCAAGGUGAGCGGGAAGGUAGACUGGAAGAUGCUGGACGAGGCUGUCUGCCAGGUCUUCAAGGAUUAUAUCACCAAGAUGGAUCCUGCAUCUACACUGGGGCUCAGCACCGAGUCUGUCUACGGCUACAGCAUCAGCCACAUCAAGCGGGUGCUGGACAUGGACCCACCAGAGCUGCCAUUGUGCCGCCGGGGCCUGACCAGCAUUGUGGUGACACUCAAAGGCUUGAAAGAGAAGUGCGUGGACAGCCUGGUGUUCGAAACACUCAUCCCCAAGCCCAUGAUGCAGCACUACAUCAGCCUCCUGCUGAAGCACCGCCGCCUCAUCCUCUCGGGGCCUAGUGGCACCGGCAAGACCUACCUGACCAACCGCCUGGCUGAGUACCUGGUGGAGCGCUCUGGUCGGGAUGUCACCGAGGGCAUCGUCAGCACCUUCAACAUGCACCAGCAGUCCUGCAAGGAUUUACAGCUGUACCUGUCCAACCUCGCCAACCAGAUCGACCGGGAGACGGGCACGGCAGAUGUGCCUCUGGUGAUCCUCCUGGACGACCUCAGUGAGGCAGGCUCCAUCAGCGAGCUUGUCAACGGUGCACUCACCUGCAAGUACCACAAAUGCCCGUAUAUCAUUGGCACUACCAACCAGCCUGUGAAGAUGACCCCAAACCACGGUCUCCAUCUCAGCUUCAGGAUGCUGACCUUCUCCAACAACGUGGAGCCAGCCAAUGGCUUUCUGGUGCGCUACCUGCGGCGGAAGCUGCUGGAGUCGGACACGGACAUCAAUGCCAACAAGGAGGAGCUGCUGCGGGUGCUGGACUGGGUGCCCAAGCUCUGGUACCAUUUACACACCUUUCUGGAAAAGCACAGCACAUCUGACUUCCUCAUCGGUCCCUGCUUCUUUCUGUCCUGCCCUAUUGGAAUUGAGGAUUUCCGGACCUGGUUCAUCGACCUGUGGAACAACUCCAUCAUCCCUUACCUGCAGGAGGGGGCGAAAGAUGGGCUCAAGGUCCAUGGACAGAAGGCUGCCUGGGAGGACCCCGUGGAGUGGGUGCGGGACACCCUGCCCUGGCCGUCAGCGCAGCAGGACCAGUCCAAGCUCUACCACCUGCCCCCGCCCACCAUCGGGCCCCACAGCGCCGUGUCCCCCCCUGAGGAGCGCACCGUGAAGGACACCACCCCCAGCUCCCUGGACUCGGACCCGCUGGUAUGCUGGCCAACAGGAGGGGCUGGGAGGAGCUGGUGGCAGAGCAGGGCAGAGCUUCACUUUUGCAGUUAAUUCUCGGUGUAAAAAGCAUGAUUUCAGAUG